Triplophysa dalaica is the source of this 1791-nucleotide messenger RNA. Its product is annotated as interleukin-8-like. The record is from RefSeq and is a predicted model, not a curated record. Bases 261 to 560 code for a protein of 99 amino acids. Gene Ontology annotation, molecular function: CXCR chemokine receptor binding; chemokine activity. The transcript has 3 exons. Gene Ontology annotation, cellular component: extracellular region. Gene Ontology annotation, biological process: chemokine-mediated signaling pathway; cellular response to lipopolysaccharide; antimicrobial humoral immune response mediated by antimicrobial peptide. Lineage: Eukaryota; Metazoa; Chordata; Actinopteri; Cypriniformes; Nemacheilidae.
CAUAAGAUAUAACACAUGGCUUAUAAACAUGUGAACAGAUCAAAACCACAUAUUUACACAUGAGCCUUCACACGCACAUACAGUACAAUGUCAAAAAUAUACACAAAACAGCCAGGGGAAGUGAAAUAAAACUGAAACUUUGAAAUAUCACGAGACCAUUGAAAACAAUGAUGUAUAAGCCAAAGUACAAUGACUCAAACAACAGAAUCUGAUUUUGACUGUUUUGUCUUCAGAAGUCAAACUAAAACGUUUAAAUCACCAUGAAGUUCUUCCUGAUGUUAAUGUUGAUUGGAGCCAGCAUGCUUUUCUCCAAAGCGCUGCAGCCUUUCGGCCCAGGUUACAACAGCCACUGCAUGUGUGUGAAACUCGAGUCGAGGAUAAUCCCACCAGAUAACUUGCAAAGUGUGGAGAUCUUGCCCAGAGGUCAUCACUGUAAGACUACAGAGGUCAUUGCCGGUUUAUCAAGUGGAGAGAAGAUCUGCCUUAACCCCAGGACACCAUGGGUUAGAAAACUCAUUAACUUUAUUGAGAAAAAAGAAAGAAGCAACAAGAAAGAGUAAUAGACACUAAUAUCACUUUGAUUACAUCUAUUCACAUCUAGUCAUCUAUCCUACACCUUCGCCAUCUAUUCUGUGACAUUCAUCAAAGGUUAAUCACUAUAAUUUUGCGUUUGUAUUUUUGCAACAAUCUUUUAUUAUAAGCCUACUUCUGUUGUUAUAGUUUUAAAAUGUAUGGAUGAUGUUAUUGUGUUUUUAAUAAUGCCUAUGGUUGAAAAGAGCUGACAUUUCAUAUUUUCUUUGCAUAACAGUGGUUUGAAACACAGCUCUGUUUUGACAUAAUUCAGAUUUCAUUAUAACCAAGUCUUACCCAAUCCGUUUUGCAAGUAAACUGUUCUACUAAUGUUAUAUUAUAAUCAUACAUUUGACAUCUAUGAGGAACAUCCAGAAUGUUUGCCAAGUAAUUUGAGCAGACAUAAGAUUGCAUUUUUUGUCCUCAAGGAAAGCUUCCUAUUACUCAUCGGUCCAAGAAGUCUGAUGUUUAAUGUAUGAGACACUAUGGAAAGGAUAAGAUUGCUUGGAUAUUUUUUGUUACGAUUUUUCAAGUCUAAAAUUCCUCAUGGAACAAUGGUAAAAAAGUUGUCUUAAACCAACCCUUUUAAGAGUCUUUAAUGAUAUUAAGGUUGCAAGCGAUUCUGGCCAGUAUAUUGCUUUGGUUUUGUUAGACUUUAGUUCUGCAUUUGGGUUAGGGUUAGAGGGUUCAGGUCGUAUCUUACCGAUCCUAGGUUUAUUGUCAAUAUCGGCCAAGAUCCUUCCUCUGAGGUACCCUUAAGGUCUGGUGUACCUCAGGGCUCGAUUCUUUUAUACUUUUCUCCCUACGAUUCCUUUAGGAUCUAUUUUUAACAAAUAUGGCAUCUCUUUUCAUCUAUAUGCAAAUGACACCCAAAUCGAUAUCCCUUUAAAGUGUGAUUAUAAAUAUACCUUUAAGCCAAUAUUGAACUGUCUGGAAGAAAAGAAACUUUGGCUUGCAGUGAAUUUUUUAUGCCUCAAUGACAGUAAAACUGAGUUUAUCGUGUUUGGCUGUAGUGUACUGUACUGUAGUGAAGUAGGCGGGAUGAGACCGUGAGUCGCGGUCUCAUAUCACGGAGGAGAUCGGGAGCAUAAGAGGACGAGCAACCGGACCGUCAAUGAGAGAGUUGUGGUUUUAAUUGUGGUUUGUGUGUGUCGCUGGCAGUCGUCCUUGAGGGGCUGCCGGCUGUCUAUUUUAUAUUGUUUUAUUAAACGUUUGAAUGUU